Salvia hispanica is the source of this 3305-nucleotide messenger RNA. RefSeq names its product glycosyltransferase family protein 2. The record is from RefSeq and is a predicted model, not a curated record. NCBI's taxonomy places the organism in Eukaryota, Viridiplantae, Streptophyta, Magnoliopsida, Lamiales, Lamiaceae.
AAAAAAAGAGAUUGCUGCAAAUUUCAUCUAAGCUUAGUACAAAGAAAACAGCUACAAAAAGUCAACCCCUUGAAGCCCACCAUUUUCUUUGCCUAUAUAAGUUUCGUAGAAAGCAAUCUUCAGUACUCAUUCAAAUCACUUACGUGUCUUAAAUCUUAAUUAGUUGCAUGUUCUGAGAUUUUCUGUGGUAGCUUUAGUUAAUUUGUUGAGGAAGAAAAGGGCUGAAUCGACGUCUCUCCCUUCCCCCUUAAUCUUCUUGAUUCUUACUUUAUUCUUUGAUUCGAUCAAGUGAAAAUCGGGAUAUGGGAAUGUCGCGAAACACGAGAAGCGGUGAUUACUUGGAAGGAAUGCUGAGCGAAUACAUGGGCAAUGGGAAAGGGGCUAAGCUGAAGGUGCAAAAGAGCUCUCCAUCUCGGCUCGUCACGAUGCUGACGUGCCUACAGUUCGCCUUCGCCGUCUACGCCACCUUCCUCCUCUACUUCAUGAGCCCCGCGGUCGAUCUCCGCGCCAAGCCCGACUUCUCCUGGGCCACCAAAAUCGCCCACCAGUGGAAGCAGUUCAUGGUCGCCACCCCCCACACCGUCGCCCAUUUCCAAGAGCCCGUUGCCCGGAUCGCCCCGCCCUCGGAGGUGUGCGAGCACGAGCAGAUCGACUUCGUGCAGAAGAAGUCCACCGACGAGGUGAUGAUCAAGUUCAAGAGCGAUCUCUACCGCGACGUGCAGACCUUCCAAAAGCAGAGCAUUGGAACAGAGACGCUCCCGGAGCUGAUGCGGUUGAAAUCCAAAUGGGACUUGCACGGCCCCACCAUCCCGCGAGUGACCGUUAUCCUCAACCACUUCAAGCGAAAGACGCUCUGCGCUCAGCUCGAUUCUCUGCUGCACCAGACUCUCCCGUUCCACCAUGUUUGGGUGCUCUCCUUCGGCAGCCCCAACGAGCAGUCGUUGAAGAGAAUCGUCGACAGCUACAACAAUUCCAAGAUCAGCUUCAUCAGCUCAACCUAUGAUUUCAAAUACUACGGCCGGUUCCAGAUGGCGUUGCAGACGGAGGCGGACCUAGUCUACAUUCUUGAUGAUGACAUGAUCCCGGGGAAGAAGAUGUUGCAGAUCAUGUCUCACGUUGCUGGAACUGAUAAAUAUAAGAAUUCUGUUCUAGGCAGUAUUGGGAGGAUCUUGCCUUUUAGGCAGAAGGAUUUCACCUUCCCUAGCUAUAGAAAGUUCCGCUCCAAGGAGGCCGGCCUGUAUCUGCCCGACCCGGCUUAUGAUAUCACUAUUGACAGAGUUGUGCAGGUUGAUUUCCUGUCUAGCUCGUGGUUCCUAUCUGCUGAGCUUAUUAAGACACUGUUUAUCGAGACGCCCUUCACUUUUGCAACCGGUGAAGAUCUUCACUUGAGUUACCAGCUACAGAAGUAUAGGAACGCGGGCUCGUUCGUGCUCCCUGUGGAUCCGAACGAUAAGGAGACGUGGGGUGAUAGUGAGCACAGGCUGGCCUAUGUGUCUGAGACUACUGUGAUCUUCAAAGACAUUGUUCAAGUUCGAGAUGAUCAAUGGUGGAAGGCUCUCUCUAAUGGGUAUGUGACGCAGUGGGCGGCUAUGUAUCCUCAGAAGAUUGAUGCACUCUUCUACGCCCACUCCAUCGGUGAGGUGAAGGCGCUCGCCCCUCUGCUUGAGAAGUUCAGGACGACCGUGGGGAAGAAGGCCUACAUUGUGGUGUCCGGGGGCAGUUUCUGCCCCUGUGAGGAGGCCGCCGUGGCCCUCAAAUGGCCUAAGGCGGUCUGCAGGGAGAGGAGGUUCAAGAUCUUUGAUCUCGGGAUUGGGGCCAUCUCGGGCAGCCUCUCAAACUCAGAGGUCCCCGUGUUGCAAGGCGUGUACGCUAGUAUGAAGGGGCUGAUCAAGAUCCACAACCCUAGCGUCGUGAUCACUGUCUCGGACAUCGACUCCAACGUGAAGAACGCGCUCAAGAUGGCAACGGAGUCGACUUCUGCUGACAAGAAUGGCACCACUUCCACAUUGGUGCUCUUGCCACGAGCCUCGGUCACAAAGGCACUCUGGAUGGCCGAUCUCCGCCCCACAACGCUUCCUAAUUGGAACAAAAUGAGGCUGACAAUAAGCAUCAUCACACAAAACCGGCCCACAUCCCUAGCCCGGCUGCUCAACUCCAUAAAGAACGCGUACUAUCUAGGCGACGAGGUGGCCAUCAACUUCAACAUGGACAGCAAAGUCGACGAGGCCACACUAAAACUAGUGAACGCGUUCCCCUGGCCACACGGCCCCAAGGUUCUGCGCAGGCGGAUCAUCCAAGGAGGCCUAAUACGCGCUGUGAGCGAGAGCUGGUACCCUUCCUCAGACGACGAUUUCGGCCUACUUCUAGAGGACGACAUAGAGGUGUCCCCGUACUUCUACCUGUGGAUCAAGUACGCCCUACUCGCCUACCACUACGACCCCCAAGUCUCCCUCCCCGAGCUCUCGUCCAUCUCCCUCUACACACCCCGCCUCGUGGAGGUGGUGAAAGAGAGGCCUAAAUGGAAUGCCACGGACUACUUCAAACGCAUCCAUCCAAACACGCCCUACCUCCACCAGCUCCCCUGCAGCUGGGGCGCAGUCUUCCUGCCAAAGCAAUGGAGGGAAUUCUACGUGUACAUGAACAUGAGGUUCACCGAGGACGCAAAGGCGAACCCGGUCCAAAUCCCAAAGUCAAGAACCAAUGGGUGGCAGGCCUCAUGGAAGAAGUUCUUGAUUGACAUGAUGUAUUUGAGAGGCUACGUAACUCUGUACCCGAACUUCCCGAACCAGCAGAGCUUCUCGACCAAUCACAUGGAGCCGGGAGCGCACAUAAGCGCCAAGGACAAUGUGGUGAAGCAUGAUAAGUCAGAUUUUGAGGUGCCGUUGAUGAAGCAGGAUUUUAGGGCGUUGCUGCCUAAUGGGAAGAUGCCGGCUGCGUCGAAGCUGCCGUCGCUGAACUUGUUCAAUCAGGCUCUGUCUUUGAAGGGGUUGAAGGGCGCGGGGGCGAAGCUGGGGCAGGAUGUGCUGGACUGCAGUGCGACUGAGGUGGUGAUGGUGAAUCAUGAAACUGGUUUGCCUUCACAUUGUGCCAAAUUCUGAUGAUGAUAAAAUGUCAUUCGUUUUUCUUUUUUUGCUUCAUUCAUGAAAUUUGUUUGUUGUAGUAGCAAUAUAUUUACACAGAUUGUGUGGACAGGGCAGCAGGGGGAGUGUGCAAUUGUACAGAAACAAUUAAUUGGGUUCCCCAUUUGAUGAAAGAAAGAAAUAUAAAAUAUAUAUAUACUGCAUGAGAUCGUGACUUUUUCAUAA